Molecule: messenger RNA, 2299 nt
Organism: Rhodofomes roseus
Lineage: Eukaryota; Fungi; Basidiomycota; Agaricomycetes; Polyporales; Fomitopsidaceae
Exons: 4
Coding region: 54-2057 (667 amino acids)
Biological process (GO): RNA polymerase III preinitiation complex assembly
Cellular component (GO): transcription factor TFIIIB complex
Molecular function (GO): TFIIIC-class transcription factor complex binding
Source: RefSeq, a predicted model, not a curated record
UUCGCCCCCACAGUCAUCUGCGCAGACCCCUUCGCGUCGCGCUUCUGUGGAUCAUGUCUACACGCGUUCAGAAGGGCGGUACGGUCUUCAGACCUGUCGCGAGACCGAGGGCACGUCCAGGCUCCGCCGCACCGGAGGCGCAGACUUCUCUAGCAAAUGUGGAGAAUGCACGGAACCAGGGAACACCAGCAUCGACAUCGCAUAGCAUGCCACCGCCUGCUCACGUUCCAUCUAAAGCGACGGCAGACUCCUUGCCGCACACCGUCGAUGCCUCACGCGGGUCUACUCUCGUACAGAACCCGACAGGCCAAGAUCAUCAGGAGAAUGACAUACCUCCGGCUUUGAUAUCCGCGUCUGUCAUCGUUGUUCCCGGCCACAUUACACCCCGGCCACCUGCUAUCCAGAGCCACCAGAGGAUAGAAGCCAGUCGUACAUCUCAACCAGUACUCCCUAAUGGUGGUACUGCUGUAUCUGUACCUUCGAGGGCAGUCCCCGUUGUCGUUUCUCGAGCAAAGGCUAUCCAGGGCACCGCCGCAGCCGCAGCUUCUACCGUUCCUUUUGCCCCUCGACAGACGGAGAACAGCCAAGACCCGCCCCCACAGCCGCAACCUGAUGUCACAGCGAGCAGAUCUACGCAUGCCUCUCCACUGCAGGCGGGUUCGUUUGACAUGUCACAGAUUGAUCCGUCUUUGCAGUCGGCGCUACAGACGUUCCCAGAACACGGUGUUGCUGCACCGUCUUUCAUAGAAGGGUCGUCCAGGACGCUGGACGGCAAUGGCGCUGCGCAUACAUCACUCGAUUCUGGCGUCCAGGACGACCAGGACUCGGGCACCGCGAGCAACCUUGCUAACACAAGCACGCCGUCACAGGCCAAAGCCAAACGUAGGCGGACGAAAGCCUUGCAGGAAGGGGACACGUCGUCGGAAGGUCGUCCCAGAAAGCGACGCACCCAGCACCAACAACGGGACGGGUCCGUCACUGAAGGAGACGACUCCCAGACCGGUGAAGCCGGACGGAAGCGUAGAGGGAAGUCUCGAGCACCUUCGGUUCCGCUGUUUGAUCCCAACGCGGGCCCGGGGGAGGAUCUCGAUCCCACUGCGGUCACCAUGUCUUCGCUCUGCGACGACACUGGACAAGGGCGUAUAAGCAGCAAGGCGGCGCAGAUAAUCACCAAUCAUGCCGCCUGGCGAGCGGCGAGCAGGGAAAAGAGGGCUCGGCUGCGCGCUAUCGCAGAGGCGAAGAAAUACGGCAGGAACAUCGAUGAUGAAGAACAGCCACCUGCCUCGACCAGUGGUGACGCAGCCGAACCCUCUCAGGAGAAUCCUUCCUCCAGUCGUGCUAGCGCCCCUCCUGGAGACUCUCAGGCUGGCCCCUCUACCACUGGGAGCGAUCGUCCCACAGAAGACGAACAAACGGUCGACGACUUCGAUUAUUCACAGAACCUUGCAAGCAGUCGGUACAACGUCCAGGUCAGGAUUGGCGCGAAUGGCGAGACGAUCAUCAAUGAAGAAUCAUUGUUUGUCAAUCGAGAUGAAGAGGAUGACACGGCCAAUUACACGCACAUCGAGGAAUCUGACGCAACGAAGUUUGUGAACUCGUCAUCCUACAGCAAGAAGCCUCGUGGGUCGCGGUGGAGCGCAGAGGAGACCGAGCUGUUCUUCGAUGCGCUAUCUCAAUUCGGCGAGAACUAUGAGUUGAUAUCGUAUGUAUUGCCUGGACGUGAUCGCAAAGCUUGCAAGAACAAGUUCAAAGCCGAGGACAAGAAGAAUCCGGCGAAGAUCAACUUUUGUCUCAAUCAUCGCAAACCUUUCGACAUCCAGACUUUGUCUCGAAUGACGGGAAAGGACUUCUCAGGCCCGACUCCUGAAAUCAGGGCCCCCACAGUCCUUCAGUCGACGGAACUUGACACCCACGUCCAGCCAGAAGCCGUUUCAGCACCGAAGGCUAUACGCAAGAAGAGCAAAACUCCCGGGCCUAAAGACGGAGAGGAAAUAUUGGGAAGUAUCGAGGAUAUGGACAAGGAAGACAGUUUGUUUGGCGAUGAUAUGAAUGUGUAGCGCCCCGAAUCACGAUAUGCACCGACAGUGCUUGGGAGACCACAGUUGUAGUGUGACUGCAUUGCCGGACUCGGGGUUGCCGGUGGUAGUAGUAUGUAGUCCAGAAAGCCACUUAGUCCAUGCCCACGGUACGUCCCCAGUAUGCAGUCUUGAUGUACGUUUGAUGUACGUACGGGUACCCUGUACGUAAGUACCCUCAGGCUGGGAUUCGAGCCCACCGAGCGCUCAGUCGCUUCAUGUGA